Penaeus monodon (black tiger shrimp) is the source of this 1248-nucleotide messenger RNA. RefSeq names its product intraflagellar transport protein 81 homolog. Lineage: Eukaryota; Metazoa; Arthropoda; Malacostraca; Decapoda; Penaeidae. Gene Ontology annotation, biological process: cilium assembly; intraciliary transport. The record is from RefSeq and is a predicted model, not a curated record. Gene Ontology annotation, molecular function: tubulin binding. Gene Ontology annotation, cellular component: centrosome; intraciliary transport particle B; cilium.
AGGAAUGUGCAAAAGAGACAUUCCUCAGUACGUUCGGCUGAGCCCAAGAGGAAACGCAAAACGAUAAUACAGCACCAUAUUUUACCAUUGGCAUACUCUGCUGUGAAGUGAAACAGGGAGUGUGGAAAGUUUUCAGUUAAUUAUACAGGAUAGACUGCCAGAGACAAGCCAUACAGCAAACUAGUCACCAUGAGUGAAGAUAUUAGGUAUAUCGUUGGAGAGCUCAACAAAGAGCCUUAUAACCGCAACUAUAACCUCAUCAGCUUCGAUUCUCUUCAGGCAGAACAGUUGAUACAAGUCCUCAAUGAUGUGUUUGCUGAGAUUGAUUCCAAAAACCGUCUUGACAUUCGGGAGGAGGAGCCAGAGCAAAUGGCCAUCAGAAUGCUUGGGAUGCUUCGUAUUUUGAAAUAUAAACCUCCGGAUGACAACAUGAGCAAUUUCCGUCAAGGACUAGUGUCAGGAAACAAACAUGUUAUCUACCCAAUUUUGUACUGGCUUCUUCAGCGAAUGGACGAGCUGAAGAAACGAGCAUAUCUGGCAAAAUAUCUGGUUAAGCUUGAUAUUCCUGCUGAGAUACUUGGUGAUGCUGAUAUUGCUGAUAUUCAUAUUAAGUAUGAAGAUCUUAUUGAGCAAUUCAAGAAUCAUCGUGAAUAUGAAGGUCUCAGAAACAGUGGCUUUUCCACACAUGAACUUCGACGUGACAUCUCAGCAAUGGAAGAGGAAAAAGAUCUUGUUAUGCGAAGGAUUGAGAGAAUGAAGCAGAGGGUUGAAGGAACUCCAAACAGUGAAGACAUGCUGCAGUCAGCGAGGUCAUUGCGUAAAGAAAGGGAGAAGCAAAAGGAGAUGGCUCAGCAAGGCUUAGACCUCAAAGAUUCUACCCAGCUGUUAGAACAAAGGAUCUUACGACUUCAGAAUCAGUUGAAGGAUAUUAGAAAGGCUGGGAUGGGGACUACCCCAGAAGGUUUGCUGCAGAGGCUAGAAGAAGAUGUAAAUGUAAAUAGCUACAUAGUGAAUGACAAACUGCCCAAAGAAGUUGCUGCAAAACAGAGAAUUGUUUCUACACUUCAGAGGGUUGCAGCACAGCCAGCAAUGGGUCAACAGGAGCUGGAAGCUGUGAAUAAGCAGAUACGUGUAUUAACAUCAGAGAUCAAUAACUUGAAUGAAGCUCGUAUGAAGGAAGUUGAAGAAGAUGACAGCCCUGAGAGCAAGGUUGGAAAACUGUCAUUCUUCGCAAACUGCGCAUAUUGA